AUGUCCAGCAGCAUCUCCACACAGUCUAUCCUUUCCGACCCCCACUCGACCCGUUCCGCAUGGAGCUCCGGAUCGACCGUGACUCCGGCUUCCUACGCCCCCGCCCUGUUUACUCCUCCCUCACACCCUCCUCUCAAAAAGCUCCCCCAGUUCCCUCCUACAUGGACCGACCAGCAGCGUGCCAACAUCGCCCUCCUUGAGAACCACUUCAACGCACCAGGCUACACCCUGCCCACUGAAGAUGGCAGCAAUGAGCGUGCCCCACUGCACGAGCGUGAGAUGAUGUUCCUCUCGAGGGAAUGUUUCCUCAGGUUCCUCUAUGAUACCAGGAACGAUGCUCGUCUGGCCAUUACCAGGCUCGAGAAGACGAUCGUUUGGCGCCGGACAUCAAGACUGGAUGACAUUGAGGGCGCCAGUGAUGAGCUGUGCGAGGAGUCGAAGAUGGGCAAGAACCUCGUGCUUGGCUAUACACCGACUGGUCAGCCCGUCGUGUACAUGUUCCCCAGCAGGAACACUGGCCCGCUCGAAAUCCAAAGGACCAUGCACGUGUUCUUCAUGUUGGAGCGUGCGCUCGACCUCAUGGCAGACGGCGUCACGACAGUCACCCUUGUCAUCAAGUUUGACGAGACACGGCAGGGCCCCCGCAUGACCGCCAAGGUGGUCAGCCACAUCUUUCGCUGUGUGGCCGACCACUACCCGUGGAUGUUGGGCCGCACCGUUGUGCACAAGCUCCCUCGCCUCAUUCGCGCGUUCACCCGUCUUUUCUGGCCGUUCAUCGACGCGCCGCUCAGGGAGAUCGUCACCUUCACUUCGACCACUGUCGCUGAAGCCAAGGCCGUAGACAACGACCAGCUGCUCAAGGAUUGUGGUGGCGACCUGGACCUUCCCUACGACUACGAAACAUACUGGCCGGCGCUCAUGACCGCGUGCCACGGCCGGCGCGCAGACCAGGAGCUGCGCUGGCGGUCCCUCGGUCCUCCUCGCGCGGGUCGUGAGGAGCGCAGGUUCAAGGUCGCUCCCUCAACAACAAGUCUCACUCCGCCCAAGAGAGGCCUUCGUAAGCCCGUCCCCUUGGCGUAG
Molecule: messenger RNA, 1080 nt
Organism: Apiotrichum porosum
Lineage: Eukaryota; Fungi; Basidiomycota; Tremellomycetes; Trichosporonales; Trichosporonaceae
Exons: 6
Coding region: 1-1080 (359 amino acids)
Molecular function (GO): phosphatidylinositol transfer activity
Source: RefSeq, a predicted model, not a curated record